UUCUGUGGAUAAUAAUAAUUUGUUGAUGACAAACGGUAAUAAUCAAUCAAAAUCAAAUGGAAUUAACAAUCAUAAUCAUAAUGAUAAAUCAAAUGGAUCAAUGGUGAUUGGUAAAACAUUUGGUCGUUAUCUUUAUGAAAGUUUUAAUCAUGGAAAUCUUGAUGAAUUAUUUCGUCCUGGACAACAAUCAAUCGAAAAUUAUAAUUUAACAUUAGCACAUCAACGUGCAAAUUGUGCAUUAGAUAUGUAUCUUGGUGAAAAUAAUGUACAAGGUGGUAUUGAACGUUUUGCCGAUAUUAUUGAUGAAGGUCCAAUGGAAUCAUUAUCAUGGGCUGCUUGUUUUGUAAUACGUGCCGGUCUUACACUUGAUAAAGAUGAUAUUGAAAGAGCACAUAAAUGUUUACAACAUACGGCCAAAAUGUGUCAAAAAAUGAUGAAACAUUCAUUUUUUGAUAAUAUUUCUAAAUGGAUUGUUGCACCAAAUUAUGAUAAAUAUACUGAUGUGGAAAUAUUUGCCGAAAGUUAUUAUGCACAACAAUUGGCAUUAUCGAUUGCAUUGUAUGCAUUUGAAACAAAUAGUGUUUUUACAUUGAUUAAAUUGGCCUAUCAUUUACGUGGUUUAGUACGUAAACAUAAUGAAUUAUGGCAAGUGAAAAAACGUCGUAAAUUAUGGCAAGAUGAACAUGCACGGUUAUAUUUUGAAGCACAUAUGCGUUUUGCUAACGGUAUGAUCAAUGUUGUCAUUAGCCAUACACCACCGAAAUUUUUGCGUAUUAUGAAUUUUCUUGGUUAUAAGGGUACUGAAACAAUCGGUUUAAAUGAAAUGAAUCGUGUUGCAUUUGAUUUGAAUGCCGGUUAUUGGACAAAAAUGGCACAAUUAACACUUAUUUAUUAUUGGGUUUAUGGUAAACCACAUGGUGAAAAUGUACCCGAUGAUUUAUCAUUAUGUAAAAAAUUAAUUGAAGCUGAAUUACAAAUGUUUCCACAGAGCAUGUUAUAUGGAUUAGCUAAAGCUAAAAUUGAACAAAUUAAUGGUGAAUUUGAUCGUGCUAUUGAAAUAUUACAAGGUUUAGUUCGAGCACCGAAUCUUGCCAUUGCAUAUAAAGCAUUUUAUUUUGAAUUAAUUUGGUGUUAUGCAAUCAAAUUGGAUUGGAAUAAUUGUAUUGAAUGUGCGGAUAAAAUACGUGAAAGUAAACAUUCACCUGUUUGUAUGGCAUAUUUGAAUGCUGUUUUUCGUUAUGUAAAAGGUGUUGAUGAUAAAAAUCAACAAUUAUUGGAUCAAGCAUCUGAAGAAUUUGAACGAUUACCAAGUCUUCGUAUUAGACAUUUUGGUAAAACAAUGACAACUGAAAAAGCUGCAUUAGCAAAUGCAGCAUUAUAUUUUAAAAAAGGAAAAUGUCUUGUAUUGCCCGUUAUUGCAAUGCUUUAUUCGGGAAAUUAUUUAAUGUUUGUUCGUGAUCAUGAUCAAUUGGCCAAACUAAUGGAACGUUGUGAACGUGAAGUAAAACUUUAUGAACAAGAUAUUGAAAAUUCACAUUAUCUUGAUAAUUAUCUAACGGCAUUAUUCUAUAAAUGUGUUCUAUUACGACGACAACAACGGUUUGUUGAUGCACGGAAAAAUCUUCAAUUUAUACUUGAUUCUCGUGAUCGUAUCGAAUUAGAAACAUCAAUCGUACCAAUGGCAACAUUAGAAAUGGGACUAAUUGAAAUUGAACAAAAUAAUCAUGAUGAAGCAAAAAAAUGGUUAGAUCAUGCGGAAAAAGAUUUUGCCGGUUAUACUGCUGAAAAUUUUGUACAUUUAAAAGUUUAUGCUGCCAUACGUAUGAUGGGCUAUAAAACGGAUAAAGAAAUGGCUAAUAAAGAAAAAUGUAAUAAACAAACAUAUCAUACAAUGGCUUAA
Messenger RNA from Dermatophagoides pteronyssinus (European house dust mite), 1900 nucleotides. Its product is annotated as tetratricopeptide repeat protein 39A-like. The record is from RefSeq and is a predicted model, not a curated record. Lineage: Eukaryota; Metazoa; Arthropoda; Arachnida; Sarcoptiformes; Pyroglyphidae. Gene Ontology annotation, molecular function: protein binding.